This is a messenger RNA of Amorphotheca resinae ATCC 22711, 900 nucleotides long. RefSeq lists its product as hypothetical. Gene Ontology annotation, cellular component: mitochondrial large ribosomal subunit. Bases 1 to 900 code for a protein of 299 amino acids. Lineage: Eukaryota; Fungi; Ascomycota; Leotiomycetes; Helotiales; Amorphothecaceae. The record is from RefSeq and is a predicted model, not a curated record. Gene Ontology annotation, biological process: translation. The transcript has 2 exons. Gene Ontology annotation, molecular function: structural constituent of ribosome.
AUGCCUCCUCGAUUACCUGCCCUCGCGGCCUCGUGGCGUUCGACGCCCGCCUCGGCCCCCUUGGUAACGUUCUUACUGCCUUUACAGCCUUUCCUGCAGGCUAGGAAUGCUUCAAUUCUCUCCUCGUUGGCCGACAACCCCGGCGCUUACAACAAACGUAUUCGGCGAGGACGAGGUCCAUCAUCCGGGAAGGGGAAAACCUCAGGUCGUGGUCAUAAGGGUCAGAAACAGCAUGGAAAGGUGCCGGCGCGGUUCCAGGGUGGUCAAACGCCGCAACAUAUCGUCCAAGGAGUGAGAGGUUUCGAGAACAAGUUCUCGGUUGAGAUGUCUCCAGUCAAUCUGGACCGGAUACAGUCCUGGAUAGACCAGGGCCGGCUCGACCCUACACUUCCUAUCACUGUGAAGGAAUUGGCAGAGUCGCGGUGUCUUCACGGUGUCAAGGAUGGAGUGAAGCUACUUGCUAAGGGUAAAGAGCAAUUCAAAACUCCGAUCAACAUUCUUGUCUCACGAGCAUCGGCCGAGGCUAUCAGUGCAGUCGAGGCAGUAGGGGGGAAAGUCACGACCAGAUUCUACACGAAAGCUUCUAUCAAGAGGUUGUUGAAGGGCGAGUCGGAAUCUAGCUUCACACCUCUUGCUCAGACACCAGCAAGCGAAGGAGAGUCACCAAUACUAGCAGCAACAGCGACAUCAGCUCUACCAUUUUCCUAUCGCUUACCAGACCCGACGAGCCGUAAAGAUAUCGAAUACUACAGAGAUUCGGCACAUAGGGGCUAUUUGAGCCACCUUGUUGAAGAAGGUCAUGGGCCUAGUUUGUUUUUCAAGACCCCAGGUACUGGAGUCCGCCGAAAGGCAAAGAAGGGUGGAGCUGCUGCUGCUGCAGGAGAGAACAGAUUAUGGUAG